GAAUUGAGUUGAGGUUCCAGAACUUCAGUCUGGAGCAGGACUAUGACUACGUGUCCCUGUACGAUGGUCCCACCACCAACUCCCCUCUACUGGGCAGGUUCACUGGACAGACACUUCCUCCUGUGCUGUAUUCACAGUCCAAUGAAGUCGUCAUUACAUUGACAACUGACAGUUCAGUGAAGGAUGAUGGGUUUGCACUUCAGUAUGAAGCAUUUCUUGCACGAGACUGUGUCACACCACCGGCGCUGCAAAAUGGUCACAUUAUUGGGACCAGCUAUGCGACAGGCUCGGUGAUUCGGUAUGAGUGUGAUGAGGGUUUCAUCGUGAGUGGCCCGCCUGUUCUUACCUGUCAGCAGGACACCCUGACAUGGAGUAACCCUUUCCCCACUUGUGACGCUCCAUGUGGUGCCAACUACACAGCCCUUUCGGGCACCAUCCUGAGCCCAGGCUACCCUGGGUCAUAUGGUAACCAGCGGGACUGUCGCUGGCUGAUCAUGCUGCCACAGGGCAUGGCUGUACAGUUCAGCUUUGACCUGUUUGAUGUGGAGGAUGGGUAUGACUAUCUCACCUUCAGAGAGGGCCUUACUACAUCCUUACCUGUCACAGUCCAGCUGACUGGUGUUCAAGCAAAUGACACCUACAUUCCCUCCAAUAAUGUGCUGGUACAGCUCACCUCGGACUACUCAGUUGACGGCAAGUUCAUGAUGCGCUACACAGGUGUUGCUUCCCGGAGCUGCCCGACACUACCAGAUGUACCAAACUCUGUGCGGAUAGGAGAUGGCAGUGCUAUCGGGGAUGUGGUGAGAUAUGUGUGCAACCGUGGGUUCACCAUUACGGGGGCUUCCACCCUGACCUGCAGGGGUGGUAACAUCACAGCCUGGGACAACAGCCCACCAACAUGUACAGUGUUGUGCACAACUAAUGACGACCGUUCAGAUGGCAGCGGUGUGAUCCUGAGUCCAGGCUACCCUAAUAACUACCCCAUCAAUACCAUCUGUGGCUGGACACUGCAUGGGUGUAAUGGACACCCUGUCACUUUAUUUUUUGAGUCUUUCCAGUCAGAGGCCAGAUAUGACAAACUUGAAGUAUUUGAUGGAACGACUGAUGCAGGCACUGCAGCUGUGACCUACACUGGACGCCCCAAUCCUGUAGCCAACUACACCAGUCCAGGGGCAGUCAUCUUCCUCAAAUGGACCAGCGAUUCUUCCAUUACAGAUUCAGGCUUUGUACUUAUCUACCGAUCAUCCUGUUGCAAUGACCCAGGAAUACCAGACAAUGGCAACAGACAAGGAAACAGUUUUAACCCCAAUGACAGAGUGACAUUCAGUUGUAAUGCUGGGUAUACCCUGGUGGGACAAGCCACCGCCACUUGUCAGCUGAUGGGAAACUAUGCAUAUGAGUGGACCAGCCCUGCACCUAUCUGCCAAGCCACCUCCUGUGGCAUGCCCCGAGCCCCUGCCAAUGGAAUCAUUGAUGGGAAUGACUUUACCAUUGGCUCUACUGUGACUUACAAGUGCAACCUGGGAUAUCGUCUGCCAGCCUCUGCUGUCAUGCAGAUCACCUGUGGUGCCAAUGGGUGGAGCAGCAACAACCCACCAGCCUGUCAAAUCAGCACAUGUCCACGCCCAGCCUCUGUUGCCCACAGCACAAUGACACCGUCCCAGUCUACAUACAAUUAUGGGGACAGAGUUGACUAUGGGUGUGCUGCAGGCUACCAUCCUGUUGGCUUACAUGUGCUGACAUGUUUGGCAGACCAGACCUGGGACAACCCCCCUCCCACCUGUGAAGUUAACAGAUGUGCCCAGCUGCCAAUCCCCCCCAAUGGUGGAUACAGAUAUGUUGCUGGGGCAAAUGCUACUUACAACUCUGUCAUACAGUACACUUGCAAUGCUGGAUACAACAUACAGGGGUCACAACAGCGCCAGUGCCAAGCCGAUGGCACAUGGAGUGGUACUGAUGUGCAGUGUGUAGCGGAGGGAUGUAGAGAUCCAGGAAUUCCCACGAAUGGAAAUCGUCAAGGCAACAGCUUCACCUACGGAUCCACAGUGAUUUACAGCUGUAACGAGGGCUUCAGACUGGUUGGCAGCUCCUACCUCACCUGUCAAUCAAACCGUGAAUGGAAUGGCGAAAUGCCUGUCUGCAUCCCAAUAACAUGUGGGGAUCCAGGUGUUCCAUACUACGGUGACAGGGAUGGUGAUAGCUUCAACUACGGCAAUAUCCUUAACUUUACCUGCAAUGAUGGGUACAUCCUACAGGGGGCACCUAUCAUACGAUGUGAGCAGAAUGGAUUAUGGAGCAACCCUAUCCCAACCUGUACAGCUGUUGACUGUGGUGACCCAGGAACAAUAGAACAUGGUCACAGUGUGGCUCAAGCUGGAACGACCUACGGUGUGACUAUAGAGUACUUCUGUGACAAUGGAUACUUCAUCUAUGGCUCUUCCUCCAUACGUUGUCAGACUAAUGGCCAGUGGGAUGGCACCAAGCCAGAAUGUCGCAUUGUUGACUGUGGGGACCCUGGCACAUCACCCAAUACUAACAAGGGAGGAGACACAACUACAACAUUUGGGUCGACUGUCACAUACAUCUGCACAUCAGGACACACUAUCGUUAGUGGUGACACGAGUCGUACAUGCCAGGCAGAUGGAACAUGGAGUGGCUCAGCUCUCCACUGCUCUGGGUCUACAACCACUUGUGGUGAUAUUGGGGACCCACCCCAUGGGCGAUUUGUGCCCAAGAAGAGCACAUACAACCCCAAUGACCAGAUCACAUUCAGCUGUGACACAGGAUACAACCUACAGGGCAGCCAGUCUCUCACAUGCCAGUCUGGUGGAGCUUGGAGCAGCACCAGACCUGACUGUAUAAUCCAGAGCUGCGGUGACCCAGGUCGCCCUUCCAAUGGGAACUACAACUCCACAGGGUUCACCUACAGUAGUACUGUCCUGUUUAGCUGUAACCCUGGCUACAUGUUGACUGGCACCCCAUCCAAGUACUGCACAGCAACAGGAGAGUGGAAACCAGAUGGCUCCCCCAUAUGCAUGGUUGUAAACUGUGGAGAUCCUGGUAUUCCUGCCAAUGGUGUGAUCACAGGCAGUGAGUUCACAUACGGGCACUUUGUCACCUACACCUGUAUCACUGGACACAGUCUGAUUGGUCAGGCUAACCGCACCUGCCAGGCCAAUGGACAGUGGAGCAACAGUCUGCCUGCUUGUCAGGUUGUUAACUGUGGAGCCCCACCACCUGUCCCAUACAGCACUGUGGAAGGCAAUAGCUACACGUUUGGCAGCAGUGUCUCAUACAACUGUUCCACAGGAUACAGGCUGAUUGGUCCUAACGUACUUACAUGUAGAGCUAAUGGAUAUUGGGGAAGCAACCUGCUGGGGACAACGCAAUGUGUCCCUGUAUCUUGUGGCGACCCUGGUGUCCCGGCUAAUGGCCAACGACAGGGGAGCCGCUUCACCUUCGGAAGCAGAGUGACCUUCACUUGUGACGAAGGGUACAUCCUGAUUGGAACCAAUCAGCAGCAGUGCAUGGCUGACGGAAGAUGGAGUCCAUCCUCUUUACCUGUCUGUCAAACUGCCACUCAGCAGUCCUGCCGUGACCCCGGAUCACCAGAUCAUGGCAGCCGAAACGCCACCAGCUUCCUCCCUGGAGCUAUCGUCCGUUUCCACUGCCAGGACGGCUACCACAUCCUGGGCCCCACCAGUCUGAUCUGUGACCCAGCCACGCUGAGCUGGAAUGGCCAGCCACCAACCUGCGUCCCCCACAACUGCGUGGAGCUGGAGGCUCCAGACCAUGCAAACAUUGUUUCAGUGAGCGACCUGCAAGGUCAGGGGUACACAACUAUCUUCACCUGUCAGCGUGGAUAUACACAGACCAGCGGAGACACGAUCAGGGUCUGUCAGGACAACGGACAGUGGAGUGGGAAACCUAUUGUCUGUGAAGUGGGAAGUAAGCCUAGUGAGAAGCCACCUACUGUCCUCUAUCCAACCACGCCUGAACCCAAGCCCACUGUGCCUGUGCAAGCCUUUGUAGAGGAGCAGAUCUGGACUGGUUUUUAUGAAUACAAAGGCAGGAAGCACCCCUGUACGCUCACCAUCACAGCUGUGCUGCAGAGCUCCUUUACCAUUAUCGGAGACUUUGAUGAUGGCUCUUCCUCCUUCACUCUUUUAGGAACCUACAAGCCAGCAGAGAACGCUCUGACCCUUCUUGGUUCAGACCUCACACUGGCUGAUCCAAGUAACUUCAUGGGACUUACCAGAGUAACAUUUGAUGGAUAUUUGUACUACAUUGCAGGAGGCUUAAUGUACAGUGGAGAUAUCCUGGCAACUGACUUUGGGAGCUUUGAUCUCCAAAUCUCAAGUUCAGAGAUUCCCAAUUCAAAGCCCCAGUCAGGUAAGGGUCUGAGUGGAGGUUCCAUAGCUGCUGCUGUGUUGGUGCCCAUCCUCUGUCUGGCUGUACUUGCCCUGGGAGUUUAUGCCUGGCACCUCAAGCGUACUGGCCAGAGGUUCAGCUUCUUCAGCCGUUAUGGGGAGGGAGACGAUGAUGCUUCAUUUGAAAAUCCAUGUUACAACACAGCUGAAGGGGUGUCAGUGAAUGUGGCAGGACAGGACUAAUCAAGAAUGAAGAAGUUGCUAUGUGUGGACCCUAGUCUAGUCAACCUGUGAUGGAUUACAGUUAAAGGUGUAUCUGAUGGAUGUUUCACUUUAUUCUCUUUUUCAUCCUACAAGAUUGGCUAUGGAUGUUUAAUGUUCAUAUAUUAAAAUAUGUCAGUCUUCACUUUUAUUAUAUAGCUGGGGAAAAUUUUCCACUGUUUCUACAGCAAAAUCAUUCAAGAAACAUAGGUGAUAAUGUUUAACUCUACUACAUUUUGACUUAAAUGUGUGUGUGGGGGAGAUGUUAUAGAAAUUAAGGAAUGUACAAAUUUUUGACACUAAGUAUGCUGCUCUUUGAAAUGAGAUUAAGUAAUAUUGUAGAAAAGUGUAAACAACUGUUGAUUGUUGCAUUAUCAAAGGAAUAACCUCUGAAAGAAAUAAUACAGGGCGUACUUAGCAAGCUUUUUACCUAGGUCAUUAAAAACGAUGAACUGAUUGCUAAUGUUGUAUAUUUUAUCAGAUCAUAAGUACUUUUGUUUGCUUUAAAAAAAUCAAUGCAAGGCAUGGUUCUUGCCAUUGUGUGUUGUUCAGGCUUUAGUUGUAGCUUUAUUACCUUCAUCUGCCAAGAAUAUAAGUCAGUUUGCAUGCAAAACCCAAAAUCUUCUCUUUUGCUUUAGAAAUGGAGAGACUUCUUCUGUAGUUUUUUUUCACUUAUUGAUUUAUAAAUGCUACUUUCAUCAUACAUUUAUACAUACAUACAAAUCUGGGCUUUGAUUAUUUGCUACUUCAUAGCCUCACUCAAAUCUUCCUUCAUACUUUCACAGCCCAUGUUUGUUGUUAAGGAAUAGACACUGAGGUGUUCAAAACUCAUUUUUCCAUAGAAAUAUCGUAGAAUGGAACUUGCUGCCACCAAGUACAGGUCGCUCAUUGUAAUAUAGUUAGCUGCUAUCACGCCGCGUGCCUUCAAAGCUGGUGUGUUACGCUGGAGGGUAGUUAUACCGGCUAUACAGAUAGAAAUACAGAUAUAGUGUAAAAUAUAUCUGUAUCAAGGAAACAUGCCUGUAGCAUAUCACAAAAGUACAAAUUGCAAUGGACAAUAAAAUGAUGAUGCACGA
This is a messenger RNA of Branchiostoma belcheri (Belcher's lancelet), 5707 nucleotides long. RefSeq names its product CUB and sushi domain-containing protein 3-like. Lineage: Eukaryota; Metazoa; Chordata; Leptocardii; Amphioxiformes; Branchiostomatidae. The transcript has 29 exons. The record is from RefSeq and is a predicted model, not a curated record. The annotation marks the transcript as partial.